This is a messenger RNA of Cherax quadricarinatus, 125 nucleotides long. The record is from RefSeq and is a predicted model, not a curated record. NCBI's taxonomy places the organism in Eukaryota, Metazoa, Arthropoda, Malacostraca, Decapoda, Parastacidae.
CCCCCCACCCCACGAUUACCUCCCCCCCUCCCACUUGCCCCCUUACCAUCCUCCCCACCCACCCCACCCACUCCCCUUACCAUUCCUCCCCCAUCCCCUUGCCUUACCCCCCCCCCACCCCACUU